Diplodia corticola is the source of this 627-nucleotide messenger RNA. RefSeq lists its product as uncharacterized. Lineage: Eukaryota; Fungi; Ascomycota; Dothideomycetes; Botryosphaeriales; Botryosphaeriaceae. The transcript has a single exon. The record is from RefSeq and is a predicted model, not a curated record. Bases 1 to 627 code for a protein of 208 amino acids.
AUGCGCACCCUCCCCGAACUCCUCUUCGGCAUCAACGACGCCGACUUCCGCCUCAUCCUCCUCGCCGUCCUCUGCGGCGUCCUCGUCGGCGCGUCCACCUUCGUCCUCAGCCGCCUGCAGGGCCUCACCGGCCUCGACCCGCACCUCGCGCGCCUGGCCGACCUCACCUGGCGCGACGCGGUCGUCGACACGCUGGCCCUGGCCGAGUUCCUCUGCACGCACGCCGACCCGCUCGACCCCGCGCGCCUCGCGCUCCUCGACUACCUCUGGCUCGCGCUCUUCGCCUACGUCGCCUUCGAGCAGCGCCUGCUGCACCUCCCCGCGCGCCCGGUGGCCAGGCCCGCCGCCCGCACGAAGAUGGUGACGACGACGACGACGGGUGCGCGCGGUAGGCGCUUCUGCUGCUGCCGCACGUGUGCGUGGGGGUUCUCGGAUGGCGGAGACGAUGACGACGAGUUCUACGAGACCUAUGAUGGCGGCCCGGCGCGGAAGAGGGUUCGCAGAGGCUGCGUUAGGCCGAAUGCGAUGCGUGGCAGGACGCGUAGGGGCAAGGCGGCGGUUGCGGGCGCGGUCCACGCGUUUGCGCCGGGCGUCAAGAUGGCGGAGAAUGAGGACCCGGAUGCGUAG